UACUUCAUCUGCCAAUGGGGUUUUAGCAGUGGAGACCCCGGAAAUGGAAGUUGAGUUGUGAUUUGGCAGGGAGCACCAUGGCAGAGUCGUACGUAAAACCAGGUAAUCAGGAAAAGGGCUGGAAUGACCCUCCACAGUUUUCUUAUGGCCUGCAGACACAAGCUCAAGGGGUACAGAAGCGCAAUUUCUUGAAUAAACGAGUACCCCCACCUCAGCUGGAUGGGUCCCAGGUUUCUUUGCCGAGUGGAGCCCCACUACCUGCCAAACCUUUAUCUCCUACUUUGCCACUGGCUCCACCUCCAUCCACAGUGGUCCUGCCUGCCCGCAGGCUAUCUGCAGUGGACUGCACAGCCCUGUCGGCCUCGACUCAUACAGAGUGUGAGGCCACUAUAGAGGAUGUGAUGGGGUUACUGGACUGGGCACUGACAGCCUGUAGGACGACAGUCAAGAGGCAGGUUUGUGAUGAAGUUAGUAAACGGCUCACCCUGUUCCAAGAGAUGUGGAUCAGUGGAAAGCUAUCGUCUCCUGUAAAGAAGAGAAUGUACUAUCUGGCAGAAGAAUUGAAAAAACAGAACUGGGACUCUGCUGAUGAGACUCAUCGCUCCCUGAUAGUGGAUUAUGUCAAUGAAGUCAGCCAAUGGAUGGUGGGGGUGAAAAGGCUAAUUGCAGAGACCAGAAACCUCCCUACUGAAGUCCUAAAUGCUGAGGUGGAAGGACCAAGCCCAAAAGAAGACACAACCCAGAACACCCAAUAAGACUAAUAAAAAAGAGUAGAAGUCUAUAUAUAAGACAUUUUGCUGUGAUGACAGCAGCUGUAGUCAGCAAGUUUGGGAUUUCUUUUUUUGAACGCAAAGCUGCUGAUGUUGUUUCAUGACAUACAAACAGUUUGAAAGAGUAUGCUCUGUUGUUCCAUGCAAUCAGUUAUCGUAAUACAUAGGAACAUAAUUUUUUUUCUUUAAAAAAAAAAAAAAAAAGCUUUAUACUGCUAAACAGUUGAAAUUAUUGUACUUUAUUGAAUGGAUCAUUUGGUUUGGAGAUGGUUAUGUUUGGUGGCUGUAUUAUUUUAAAUUGAUACCAAUGAUAUUGACAUUUUUUCAUAAAAUUGGUGACAGGUAUGAUGAUACAAUUGUGUGUGAUGAAACGAUUAAUAAUUAGUGGCUUCACCUAUGAUAGGGGUAGGUACCCUUCUCUCUUCCUUUUCACUCCAUUCCAUUCCAUUGCAGGAUGAUUUUUUUCCAACCCUGUUGAAGAACAGUGACAUAAUCAAGGACCUGAUUAGGCCAACUCAUUUAGCUGAUUUCCCUUGAUGCUGGUCCGGUAGUGUAGGUCUUGAAGUUUUCGAGUUUUAUUGGUUAACACAUGAUAUCCCUUCAAACUUAUUUUGAGCCGAUUCUGUUUCCUAAUUAUACCCAGGAAAAGCUGUUCAUCACAAAACAACAUCAUUUGUUUUUACCUUCA
This is a messenger RNA of Polyodon spathula (Mississippi paddlefish), 1458 nucleotides long. It is a transcript of the gene sra1, whose product is annotated as steroid receptor RNA activator 1. The transcript is spliced from 5 exons. Gene Ontology annotation, cellular component: nucleus. Lineage: Eukaryota; Metazoa; Chordata; Actinopteri; Acipenseriformes; Polyodontidae. Gene Ontology annotation, biological process: regulation of transcription by RNA polymerase II. The record is from RefSeq and is a predicted model, not a curated record. Bases 78 to 755 code for a protein of 225 amino acids.